Blastocystis hominis is the source of this 480-nucleotide messenger RNA. RefSeq lists its product as hypothetical. The record is from RefSeq and is a predicted model, not a curated record. Lineage: Eukaryota; Bigyra; Opalinata; Blastocystidae. Gene Ontology annotation, biological process: protein peptidyl-prolyl isomerization. The transcript is spliced from 4 exons. Gene Ontology annotation, molecular function: peptidyl-prolyl cis-trans isomerase activity. The coding region runs from base 1 to 480 and encodes 159 amino acids.
AUGAAGCUUUUUGUGGGAAUACUGUUGCUUUUACUUACUCUCUGCCUGGCUGAUGAUUCGUUAUUCGAACCAGGGACUCCAGAGAAUCCUAAGGAAGAUCUCCCAUACAAUGAUGACGUGAUGGUGAAAACGCUCUAUAUGCCUGAAGACUGUUCCGACAUGGCUAUGGAUGGUGAUUCUUUGGGAGUACACUACACUGGGUAUUUGUACAGAGAUGGAAAGAAAUUCGAUUCAUCUCUUGAUCGUCACCGUAUUUUCCCUGUGACACUGGGAGCAGGUCGAGUCAUAAAGGGAUGGGAGAAAGGACUUUGGGGAAUGUGUGUUGAGGAAAAGAGAAGACUUGUGAUUCCUGCUGGAUUGGCGUACGGAAACCGCGGAGCAGGAGAUCUCAUUCCUCCAGGUGCUACCUUAAUCUUUGAUGUGGAGCUGAUUGGAAUCCGGGGCAAGGGCAAAUACGCCGACAAGUGGAAUGUUUGUUAG